This is a messenger RNA of Gadus chalcogrammus (walleye pollock), 1871 nucleotides long. Its product is annotated as transducin-like enhancer protein 4. The transcript has 8 exons. NCBI's taxonomy places the organism in Eukaryota, Metazoa, Chordata, Actinopteri, Gadiformes, Gadidae. The record is from RefSeq and is a predicted model, not a curated record. Gene Ontology annotation, biological process: regulation of DNA-templated transcription; negative regulation of canonical Wnt signaling pathway. Gene Ontology annotation, molecular function: transcription corepressor activity; protein binding. Gene Ontology annotation, cellular component: transcription regulator complex; nucleus. Bases 1 to 1068 code for a protein of 355 amino acids.
AUGAUACAGGUGGGAUUUGAUCCUCAUCACCAUAUCCGUGUCCCGGGUCUCCCGCCCAACCUGUCUGGCAUUCCGGGCGGAAAACCAGCCUACUCGUUCCACGUGAGCGCCGACGGCCAGAUGCAGCCGGUGCCGUUCCCCCCGGACGCGCUGAUCGGGCCGGGGAUCCCCCGCCACGCGCGGCAGAUCAACACGCUGAACCACGGCGACGUGGUCUGCGCCGUGACCAUCAGCAACCCCACGCGCCACGUCUACACCGGGGGCAAGGGCUGCGUCAAGGUGUGGGACGUCAGCCAGCCGGGCAACAAGACCCCCGUGUCCCAGCUAGACUGCCUGAACAGAGACAAUUACAUCCGCUCCUGCCGGCUACUUCCUGACGGGCGAACGCUGAUCGUCGGGGGCGAGGCCAGCACCCUGUCAAUCUGGGACCUGGCCACGCCCACUCCCCGGAUCAAGGCGGAGCUAACGUCGUCGGCGCCCGCGUGCUACGCCCUGGCCAUCAGCCCCGACUCCAAGGUCUGCUUCUCCUGCUGCUCUGACGGCAACAUCGCCGUCUGGGACCUCCACAACCAGAUCCUGGUUAGGCAGUUCCAGGGCCACACAGACGGGGCCAGCUGCAUCGACAUCUCCAACGACGGCACCAAGCUGUGGACCGGGGGCCUGGACAACACGGUCCGGUCCUGGGACCUGAGGGAGGGCCGGCAGCUCCAGCAGCACGACUUCACCUCACAGAUCUUCUCUCUGGGCUACUGUCCCACGGGGGAGUGGCUGGCGGUGGGCAUGGAGAACAGCAACGUGGAGGUCCUCCACGUCACCAAGCCUGACAAGUACCAGCUGCACCUCCACGAGAGCUGCGUGCUCUCCCUUCGCUUCGCCCACUGCGGGAAAUGGUUUGUUAGCACAGGAAAGGACAACCUGCUGAACGCCUGGAGAACCCCAUACGGAGCCAGCAUAUUCCAGUCGAAGGAGUCGUCGUCCGUGCUGAGUUGUGACAUCUCUGCAGACGAUAAGUACAUAGUGACGGGGUCCGGGGACAAGAAAGCCACGGUGUACGAAGUCAUCUACUAGGACUGGCCCGGGAUCACCGUCUCUUAUGUAUAUUUCUUAUUUUGUAUAAAAACAAAACAAAAAAAUGAUUUGUACGCAAAACACCAAACCGUUUGACUAUCGUCGUCGACCGUGACCCCUUGACCUCUCGACUGAACAGCCGGGGCCGAGCACUUGGAAUAUUUUGUAUGUUUUUUUGAUUUUUGUUGUGAUGAAGAUGAGUGAGUCCGUCUGGACAGGAAACCGAGGAGCAAGGUGAAAGACCGGGAGAGCCAUGGCUGGCUUGUGUUCCUUGAGAAAAAAAAGCUACCUACUGUAUGUACAUUUGCGAAUUAUUGAUCUCUUUGUGUGAUUUGUGACAUCAGACUUUUUUCAGUAUUAGGGCCAAGGUUGCUUUUUGAAAUUAUUUUUUUUUCCUUUUUGCCUUUGCAUAAUACCUCACAGUGUUGGUCAACAGCUUUCUCAUUUUUGGUGGCGUUUAAUUUAAUUGAUUCAAGUGUAUAUUUAUCUAUUUAACACACUGGAAGAACAUCAUAUUGAAAACAACUGUGGAUAAUCAUUUCUCUAAUUUGGUGAAAUCUGGUGUUUUUGCAAUUUGACACAAAACAAUGUUUAAGACUUAAUAGUAAAGGAAAAUACCACGCAGAGCAAAUAAUGGUCUGAUAUAUUUCUGUUGAGAGCGCUCCUACUGUAAACCUUUUCUCAUUCAUCGUAAAGUGUUAAGUUUUGUUAUGUUUUUGCUGCUUUUUAAAAUGAUUUCAUGCAUGCAUGGUUUGCGUGACCUUGCCUGUGUAUUUGUGUGUGCGUUCGUGUGAGUGUGUGUG